AUGCCAAGGAGACGAAGAACAAAAGAUGUGAAUCGUCCAGAGUUACACAUUGUUAAUUAUCUUGAUCAACCUAAUUAUGCUUCACGAAUGUUAAUAUGCGAUCAUUAUAUGCCACCGGAUCCAUAUAAUCCAAUUGUGGAGGGGCAUUUGCGGGAGACUGGAUUUUAUUACGUUUCGCAGAUUGGAGUUGUCCAAUGUCAAUCGGCAUUGGUUAAUGCUCUGAUCGAGAGAUGGUGGCCCGAGACGCAUACUUUUCAUUUUCUAAUUGGCGAGUGUUCCGUGACGUUGGAGGAUGUGGCGGUAAUUUUUGGGCUUCCGACAAAUGGUCUUCCAAUUACAGGACCGACUAUGAGUAGUUAUGAGGCUUUAGAGGUCGAAUGCCUCCAUCAUUUUGGUGUUGCACCCAGGAAGACAGAAUGUAGAGGAAGUUUUGUAAAGUUGACUUGGUUUCGGAGACUAAAAGAACAUAUAGUCUUAGAUAAUAAUAUUCAGGUUCAGAGGUAUGUAAAGUGUCACAUAAUGUUAUUAUUUGGGACCAUUAUGUUUGGGGACAAGUCUGCGGCAGGAGUGCACUGGAAAUUUCUGCCGUUGCUCCGUAACUUCGGCGGGAUUAGAGAAUUUAGUUGGGGUUCGGCAUGUUUGGCGCACUUGUAUAGAGCAUUGUGUAGGGCUACUCGUGUCAACUGCAAGGAGAUUGAUGGACCGCUGACCCUUCUGCUUACCUGGGCUUGGAUUCGUUUACCAUUUCUCUCGCCUAUACCAGGCAAUCCUCGAGUCUUUUCGCUUGCUAAUAGAUGGCGUAAUUGGGACCGUGAUGAACGGACUUAUAGAUAUCAUUCUCUGGCGCACUAUAGGAGGGUAUUGGACGAUCUGCAGGAAGGACAAUUUGUUUGGGAGGCUUAUGCAGUUGAGCGCAUUGAGGCGGGUCUGAUUCCGGCUGACAUCCUCCACCACUCGGUUAUUUGGAGUGCAACCGUGCCGCUGAUCUCUUUUGAAUGCAUUGAGUGGCAUGCGUCUGAUAGGUUGAGGAGACAGUUUGGUUUGAGUCAGGGUGUGCCUCAGCAAGAGCGGAACCUAGGUCAUGCACAUGGCGAGGUGUUGACUGGACCUAAGCAAGAGACAGUUUGGUUUGCGUCUCGUUCUUUUAGAUAG
This is a messenger RNA of Arachis stenosperma, 1152 nucleotides long. Its product is annotated as serine/threonine-protein phosphatase 7 long form homolog. Gene Ontology annotation, biological process: meristem maintenance; meristem development. The coding region runs from base 1 to 1152 and encodes 383 amino acids. The record is from RefSeq and is a predicted model, not a curated record. The transcript is spliced from 5 exons. Lineage: Eukaryota; Viridiplantae; Streptophyta; Magnoliopsida; Fabales; Fabaceae.